Molecule: messenger RNA, 1789 nt
Organism: Eutrema salsugineum
Lineage: Eukaryota; Viridiplantae; Streptophyta; Magnoliopsida; Brassicales; Brassicaceae
Product: UDP-glycosyltransferase 73B1
Exons: 2
Coding region: 95-1576 (493 amino acids)
Molecular function (GO): UDP-glycosyltransferase activity
Source: RefSeq, a predicted model, not a curated record
CAAACAUCCAAUCACAUAUUUUUUUUCUUUACGAAGGGAAAGUUUCUAUACUUGGGUCUGCAAAACCCAGAUCUUGUUUUCUCAGCAGCAAAAGAUGGGAACUUCUGGCGAAGGCUCUGAGCUCCAUUUCUUUCUCUUCCCUUUCAUGGCUCAUGGCCACAUGAUACCAACUCUUGACAUGGCCAAGCUCUUCGCCACCAAAGGUGCUAAAUCCACAAUCCUCACUACACCUCUAAACUCCAAUCUCUUCGAGAAACCCAUCAAAUCAUUCAACAACGAGAACCCCAAACUCCAAGAUAUCUCCAUCCAGAUCCUCAGUUUCCCUUGCACAGAGCUCGGUUUGCCCCGAGGAUGCGAGAACACCGAUUUCAUCUUCUCUAGCCCUGACCUAGGCAGAGGUAACUUGAAUCAAAAGUUUUUACUCGCAAUGACUUAUUUCAAAGAGCAAUUAGAGCAGCUCAUCGAGACAGUGAAACCAGACUGUCUCGUCGCCAAUAUGUUCUUUCCUUGGGCGAGUAAAGUCGCUGAGAAGUUUGGUGUACCGAGCCUUGUGUUCCACGGCACAGGAUACUUCUCUUUAUGUGCUUCUCAUUGCUUAAGGCUUCACAAGCCUUACAAGAAAGCAGCCUCGAGUUGUGAGCCCUUUGUGAUUCCUGAUCUCCCAGGAAACAUUGUGAUCAUAGAGGAGCAGGUCAUAGAGAAAGAAGAAGAGUCUGUGAUGGGGAAGUUUAUGAAGGAAAUAAGAGACUCAGAGACAAAUAGCUUUGGUGUGUUGGUGAACAGUUUCUACGAGCUUGAACCUGCUUAUUCCGAUUUUUUCAAGAGUUUUGUGGCGAAAAGGGCUUGGGACAUAGGUCCUCUUUCUCUAGGGAACAGAGAGUUCAAGGAGAAAGCAGAGAGGGGUAAAAAAGCGAGCAUCGAUGAGCAUGAAUGUUUGAAAUGGCUCGAUUCCAAGAGAUGUGAUUCAGUGAUUUACUUGUCAUUUGGAACCAUGUCGAGUUUCAACGACGAGCAGCUGAUAGAGAUUGCAGCUGGUUUAGAAAUGUCAGGACAUGAUUUUGUCUGGGUGGUUAACAAAAAUUGCAGCCAAGGGGAGAAGGAAGAGUGGUUACCAGAAGGGCUUGAAGAGAGGACGAAAGGAAAAGGAUUGAUAAUACGAGGGUGGGCACCGCAAGUGCUGAUACUUGACCACCAAGCAAUUGGCGCAUUUUUGACGCAUUGCGGUUGGAACUCGCUCCUAGAAGGCGUGGCAUCGGGCCUGCCAAUGGUGACGUGGCCCGUGGGAGCCGAGCAGUUCUACAACGAGAAAUUGGUGACACAAGUGUUGAAAACAGGAGUGAGUGUUGGAGUGAAGAAGAUGAUCCAAGUUGUUGGCGAUUUCAUUAGCAGAGAGAAAGUGGAGAAAGCGGUAAGGGAAGUGAUGGUUGGAGAGGAGAGGAGGAAACGAGCCAAGGAGUUAGCGGUUAUGGCGAAAGAUGCGGUGAAAGAAGGAGGAUCUUCAGAUAUUGAGUUGGAUAGGUUGAUGGAAGAGCUUAAGUUGGUGAAAUUGCAAAAUGAAAAGGAGCAAGGAAGUUGAAUGUAUUGCAAGUUAUAGGAACAAUGUUUUUAUUAUUGUUGCUGGUCUUGAGUUACGUUCUUGAAUCACAUCAAUUGCUUUAUUGUUCUCUUGACUGGUGAUUCUAUAUAUGUCACACAUGUUUUGCUUAAUUUGAAAGAGUUUUAGAAGUAUUUGUGACCUACUUUUGUUAUGUGAAAAGAUUGAGUAUAAAAACUGAAUUUGUGCUUGAGU